This is a messenger RNA of Fusarium poae, 660 nucleotides long. RefSeq lists its product as uncharacterized. Bases 1 to 660 code for a protein of 219 amino acids. NCBI's taxonomy places the organism in Eukaryota, Fungi, Ascomycota, Sordariomycetes, Hypocreales, Nectriaceae. The transcript has a single exon. The record is from RefSeq and is a predicted model, not a curated record.
AUGAGCUUUAGCGAUGAUGGUGCGUUUGCCCAUGGCUUCGAUUCUUUCUUAUUGGCUUCUUCCAGUCCUCCGCUACCUGCAGAUCCACCUCUAGCCGACACGACAUGGACGCCAAGCAUCACUGAGCAUCCCUCAUCUGAUGGAACAUUGGGCCCAAUUGGGCUUUAUGGGGAAGGACUUGACUUGCUGCAAGACUAUUCAGACAACUUUGGGCUUGCAUGCAUAGAGCAAGUGAACUUGGUAGAUACUGAGCAGAUGACUGUUGACAUGCCAGACGAAUUGUACAUUCCUACAGUACUGGAUACCGGCAUCUCUGUUCAAUCAUUCCAAAACCCCGAUCACAUCUCAGAAGACGUUCCUGUCGUCGAAAACUCUGUGGAAAUUGAACAGUUGGAGUUAGGCUGCCUACGGUCAAGUUCUGGUGCCAUGACCAGCAACAAUGGGAAAAGACAAACGGACGCUGAGCCAAUAUCACACAACACAGAUCCUUUGAAUGAUCCUUUUCUCUUGGCUAGAAUCGUUGACUUGGAGGCAAAGAUAGAUGAACUGCUGGAAUGGAAAGCUCAACAGACUAAAAGAGGAACCGAGCUGAAGGGAAUGAUGGAUGAGAUUUUGGGACUGCUGCACGACCACGAAAGAAGGUUGGACUUGGACAAAUAG